GUCGGGUCCAAAGUCGUAGGCGGCUAUCUCGAGAGUCGUGCGAGAAUUUCUCAAGGUGGGCGGCUCCGGCAACGCUUCCGUGGAUCCGAUUCCGAACGACCCGCGAGCAUUCCAUUCCUCCCUAGUCCGAGAGGGAUUGGAGGCAGGUGGGAGCAGACCUACAGGUAGGUUGUAGAGGUAACUUGGUUGACGAUCGGAGCAUAUCCCAGAGGGAUCCAGAGCUAGGGACUGGGCCUUGCCCCUGCCUUGCGUGCGUCGAACAAGAACUUCAUAACCCAUAGAGAGAGACACCUCUACAUGUACUAGAGUUGCCGCAGACACUCACUCCAUGUCCUCGCUGAGAGAGAGCUGAUUCACUCAUCCUUUCGACCCUUCUCUCUCAUUACACACGCCGCUACCUUGCCCGGCCAAACCCAAAUCACCGGUAACACUCCAUUGCAACCUACGCAAUGCGGUGGUUUACUUUGGCGGUGGCCGCUGCCGCCACCGUGACUCAGGUCACGGCAAAAGCUGUGUUUGCCCAUUUUAUGGUUGGCAACACAGAGAACUACACAACAAGCGACUGGCUGGAUGACAUGCGUCAAGCCAAGAAGGCACAUAUUGAUGCCUUCGCCUUGAACAUGGCCCACGGCGAAGAGACCAACGAGAAGUCGCUCUCGGCCGCGUUUUCCGCCGCCGCGAGUGAGGGCAUGCAGCUCUUCUUCUCGUUCGACUACGCCGGCAACGGGCCCUGGCCCAAGGAAACGGUGAUCGAAUACAUCACAAAGUAUGGUUCAAGCGGCGCCUAUUUCCACCACAACGGCAAGCCUUUUGUUUCGACUUUUGAAGGACCCGACAACGCCGACGACUGGAUUGAUAUUAAGAGCCAAACGUCCUGCUUCUUCAUGCCCGACUGGUCUUCUCUGGGGGCCAAGAAGGCAAUGGCUGCCGGAGGCGGCGUCGCUGACGGGCUCUUCUCAUGGGCAGCAUGGGCGUGGGGAGACUGGGACAUGUACACGUACACGGAUGCUUCGUACGCCCAGUACAUGAACGGAAAGCCGUACAUGAUGCCGGUUUCGCCCUGGUUCUACACCAACCUGCCUGGGUACAACAAGAACUGGCUCUGGCGCGGCGACCGAGCGUGGGGUGACCGCUGGAUCCAGGCGCAGUGGUGGCAGCCCGAGUUCAUCCAGAUCAUCUCGUGGAACGACUACGGCGAGUCCCACUACAUCGGUCCGGUUCGGAAGCACGCCAUGGAAGCUUUCGACAUUGGCAGGGCUCCGUACAACUAUGCCACCCUACCUCAUGAUGGCUGGCGUGAUAUCCUGCCGUUUGUCAUUGACAUGUACAAGAACAACGUCGCCACCAUUGACCAUGAGCGGCUCGUGGCCUGGUACACAUUGGUCAAUCCAUCCAGAUGUGACCACAACGGAACAGUCGCCAAUACCGCUUCUCAGCUGCAGCAGGAAUUCGAACCCGACGAGGUAAUGGACAACAAGAUCCAUUUCGCUGCCUUGCUGAAGGGCAAACCAGACAAGGUUAUCUGCGACGUUGGCGGCGACACCACCGUCGGUAAGGUCUACCAGGGUCCCGACAACGACGGGACCGGCAUGUAUCUGGGUGAAUGCGACGUUGGAGGAACCGGGACAGUCCGAGUCAUCGUCACAAGAGGCCAGGUGACCAUGACCGUCUUUGGCGACGCAAUCUCAGGCGACUGCUCGAGAUGGAACGGUUUCACAAACUUCAACGCGCAUGUGGCUAGCACGCUUUCCACGGCAGUCAUCAACGCUCAAGCGGCAGAUAUCAGCCAGGCUGUCUGCGUCAACGGAACCGGCAUGCAUGUUGUCAAGGACCUCUGCGAGUUCACCUGCUCUUUGGGAUACUGCCCCCAGACUGCCUGUGUCUGUACUCGGCUGGGCAAGCAACCUACUUUGCCCAAGCCCACGGGCGUCCAGGGAUAUCCCAAGGGAAACCUAGACGCAAGUGUCUCGGGGCUGUGUUCCUUUGCCUGCAACUACGGCAACUGCUCCGACUUUCGCCAAUACUGCUCCACUACCGAAUUCCCACUCGUAGUUCGGCCGCAGUCCCUUUUCGAGCCGCUAUACUGUGACGGCGGCGCGGCCCGGGAGGGACAGGAAUACUUUGAUGAGCUUUGUAGGUUCACCUGCAAGCAUGGGUAUUGCCCGAUCAGGCGCUGCAUCUGUUCCGUCGGCUGGGGAUUCGCCAACAUCCUCGACCCCAACACAACGUCCACCGCCAAGCCUCUAUCUGGCGUGGACGACUAUGGCCUCUGCAGCUUCGCCUGCCAGCGUGGUUUCUGUCCAGAUGACGUUUGCUAUGAGAAUGGCGAGUUCGACGACUGGUGGCUCUGGGGCGAGUACUAUGACCCGAUUGAGGACAUGUACAUGGAUGACGACGACAUUGAAAGCCUAGGCUGCGACCCCGCCAAGGCGCCGCGGACGUUGGACGAUCUUGUCAAGGCGGUUGACACUGGGUCAAGUCAUUCCAUAUGCUGGAAUCAGUGGGCGCUGGAGAUCCUGUUUCAAACGCUUUUGGGCAUCGGAAGCGAGUAUCAAGAGAGCCUCAAGGGAUAUGACAAACUGUUUUCGACUUAUGAAAAAUAUAUCAGGGAGAGCGUCGGCCCGCAGCUGGAGAAGUUCGCCCAUCCAGGAAGUAUGAACUCGCCCGGACUCAAGUACUUUGACUGUGUGGUGUCAAUAAACGGAAAGAAGUACAGUGAUAAACAGGGUUGUCAGUACAUUGUCUUGGAGAGGCUACCGGUUGAUAACUGGCACAUCGACUAUACCUUGCGUGAUGAAAAGGGUUUUUAUGCCGAGGUCGACGAGAAACUGGGAAUAGCGAGGGAAUGGAUCACUUUCGGCGAGUGGAAACUUGAGAAACAGUGCGACGACGACAUGGUUGGUGACGAUGGAGCUCAUAUCCGCCCGGGCACUAGACCCAGGCUCUGCAAACCGAAGGUCACGAGCAUGAGCAACUUUCCUAUAGCUAUCGACGAGGACAAAAUCGAGGUCCCCAACCCCAAAGUGGUGAUGGAGGCGGCCAUGGCCAACAUGACAAGUCUGGUUGACAGCCUGCAAAUCGGGCACUUUCUGGUGGCUACCGCCACCAACGAAGUCGAAAGCGCAGACAUUGUCACGGCGGCCAGCAUGCCCGUUUUCAUGCUACAACAAGCCGUCGAUGCCAUGAACAACAUCAAGAAGACGGGAGCCGAUAUCAUCAAGCAAAACAAGAAGAAUCUCAUCACCUUAAUCCUGAGUAUCGUGUUGAUGGUGAUUCCCAUCAUUGGCGAGUUUGGCGGAGCCCUGUUUGGUGGAAUGGCCAUGAUCGCACGCAUCAUUACCCUGAUCGACAUUGCGGGCAACGUGGGAAUGACUGCCUAUGACAUUGUCGAGGACCCGGGGUCGGCGCCCUUUGCCAUCAUGGGCAUGUUGAUGGGAUUCGCAGGAGGUACAAGGUCCGAGAAGAGCCUGGCGGAGGCUGGCAAAGUACGCAAGGCCAUGCCUGACUCUGCCGUUACAAAGCUCGGCAAAGUCUUUACCGAGAAUGACAGGAAGGUUCAGAAAAUCGUCAAUGCCUGUAGGGGGAAAAGGUAGGGGGUUAGAUUGAGCGAAACGGCAGAAAGGAAUCGGAAGACGGGCACCUUACAUGGCUAGAAAAUAAGUAGCAGGAUCAAGAACUUCACGAGCCCAAGAGAUGUCGUCGAUGAUCAAGAUGGGGAUACCUGUCCAGCAAGGUGUGGUGAGUGAUGUCGCGAGGUCAGAGUCCGUGAGAUUCGCCCAAAAUGGGAAUAAAAGAAAUGGAUAGGUGAGGCUUGCGGGUGGAAAGAGUUCGAAUCUGAUUCAGGCUCAAUUGUUGCAGCAAUAUCCCGGACCCCUUUUAGGAGAACAGUGGCUACUAUCAAUAUGAUCA
This is a messenger RNA of Neurospora tetraspora, 3909 nucleotides long. RefSeq names its product glycosyl hydrolase family 71-domain-containing protein. The transcript has 3 exons. The coding region runs from base 450 to 3593 and encodes 1047 amino acids. The record is from RefSeq and is a predicted model, not a curated record. Gene Ontology annotation, molecular function: glucan endo-1,3-alpha-glucosidase activity. NCBI's taxonomy places the organism in Eukaryota, Fungi, Ascomycota, Sordariomycetes, Sordariales, Sordariaceae.